Messenger RNA from Acanthopagrus latus (yellowfin seabream), 3893 nucleotides. RefSeq names its product fibroblast growth factor receptor 1a (gene fgfr1a). The transcript has 19 exons. The coding region runs from base 16 to 2796 and encodes 926 amino acids. Gene Ontology annotation, molecular function: fibroblast growth factor binding; ATP binding; fibroblast growth factor receptor activity. The record is from RefSeq and is a predicted model, not a curated record. Lineage: Eukaryota; Metazoa; Chordata; Actinopteri; Spariformes; Sparidae. Gene Ontology annotation, cellular component: signaling receptor complex; membrane. Gene Ontology annotation, biological process: positive regulation of cell population proliferation; positive regulation of kinase activity; positive regulation of cell differentiation.
GGCUUUUAUUUUGGAAUGAGCGAGCAGAAGUGGAGUAAUUCACGGUAUCCGCCUUCACAUCGGCCCGGAGGAUGCGCACAUUAUCAGUGUAAAGGGAGGAGGUUUGGAGCAGCACGGACCGUCGUUGUUCAACAGCAUUUCUCCGCCAGGAACAGUCCAACUACCCCGAAGGCUUCAUUUCACUGCUGCAGUGUUUUUUUCUGCCUCAAAUCUGAGUUCAGGAGUUUAUCAGACCUAAACUGGCUGUCUCACAGCCCCCCCGCCAGUAAGUUUUGCACUGUGAAUGACCUGCUGCUGAUGCCCCAAAGGUCUGAAUGGAGUUCCAGUCGCCAAAACACCAACAGUUGUAGCUCCCUCAGCAGGAUGCUGAUGAGACCAAGAUUACUUCUGUUUCUGGCUUUAUUCGCCCAAUUUUUAAGGACCCAGUGCCGGCCUGCCAACCCUGAUGAAGCGGAAACACAAGCUGAGCUGUUCACGCUCUAUCUCGGGGAUCGUCUGGAUCUGAGCUGCUCUGCCAGGGACUCCCACGAUGCUGUUAACUGGACCAAAGACCAAGUGACAGUAGUGGAUGGAGAACACACACGCAUUCGCAAUGGCCAGAUGGAGAUCGAGGCUGUGGAGUUGACAGACUCUGGUCUGUACGCCUGCACCACGUUUGGUAACCACAGUGUUUUCUUCAAUGUCACAGUAGUUGAUGCCCUGGCCUCAUCUGAAGAUGAUGAUGAGGAUGAAGAGUCGUCCUCAGAAGAACAGUUGGGUAGUCAAAAACAGCUGCCAAUGCCUCCAGAGUGGGCUCAUCCAGAAAAAAUGGAGAAGAAGCUUCACGCUGUCCCAGCCAGUAAAACUGUGAAGUUUAGAUGCCAGGCAAAUGGAAACCCAACUCCCACUCUGAAGUGGUACAAGAAUGGCAAGGAGUUCAAGAGAGACCAUCGCAUUGGAGGCUUCAAGGUCCGCGACCAUGUGUGGACCAUCAUCAUGGAAUCUGUAGUACCCUCUGACAAGGGAAACUAUACCUGUGUGGUGGAAAACCAGUACGGCAGCAUCAAUCACACUUACCAGCUAGAUGUUGUUGAGCGCUCUCCCCACAGGCCAAUCCUGCAGGCUGGCCUUCCAGCUAAUCGCACUGCAGUGGUGGGCAGUGACGUUGAGUUUGAAUGCAAAGUGUUCAGUGACCCUCAGCCUCAUAUCCAGUGGUUGAAGCACAUCGAGGUCAAUGGGAGCCGAGUUGGUCCUGAUGGGUUACCGUAUGUCCGUGUCCUCAAGCAUUCUGGGGUCAAUAGCUCGGAUGCUCAGGUGCUGACCCUCUACAAUGUGACUGAGGAGGAGAGCGGGGAGUAUAUAUGUAAAGUGUCCAAUUAUAUAGGAGAAGCAAAUCAGUCGGCCUGGCUGACUGUCACCAGAUAUGGGUCCACAGCUGUCCCACACUAUCCUCCAGCCAACCACACUUACCUUGAGGUUGUCAUCUACUGCGUGGGUUUCUUCUUCAUUGCUGUCAUGAUUGCUAUCGCAAUUAUCGUCAAGAUUCGCAGCUCCUCAAAGAAGAGUGACUUCAACAGUCAGCUGGCCGUCCACAAGCUGGCCAAAAGCAUCCCCCUGCGCAGACAGGUAACAGUGUCUGUGGACUCUAGCUCCUCCAUCCACUCUGGAGUGAUGCUGGUUCGUCCUGCCCGGCUCUCUUCCAGUGGCUCUCCAAUGCUUUCAGGGGUGUCUGAGUAUGAGCUGCCCCAGGAUCCCCGCUGGGAGCUGCCGAGGGACAGACUUGUUCUUGGGAAGCCGCUGGGUGAAGGCUGCUUCGGCCAGGUAGUGAUGGGUGAGGCACUGGGUCUCGACAAAGAGAAGCCAAACCGAAUCACCAAGGUUGCAGUCAAAAUGCUGAAAUCUGACGCCACAGAGAAAGACCUGUCAGACCUGAUCUCAGAGAUGGAGAUGAUGAAGAUCAUCGGGAAGCACAAGAAUAUCAUAAAUCUGCUGGGAGCCUGCACACAGGAUGGUCCUCUGUAUGUGAUAGUAGAGUAUGCAUCCAAAGGCAACUUGAGGGAGUACUUGCGAGCUCGACGGCCACCAGGCAUGGAGUACUGCUACAACCCAGACCAGGUGCCUGUGGAAAACAUGUCCAUCAAAGACCUGGUGUCCUGUGCUUACCAGGUGGCCCGGGGGAUGGAGUAUUUAUCCUCCAAAAAGUGCAUCCACAGAGAUCUUGCUGCCCGCAAUGUUUUGGUAACAGAGGACAGUGUGAUGAAAAUAGCUGACUUUGGCCUUGCAAGAGAUAUUCACCACAUUGAUUACUAUAAGAAGACCACAAAUGGUCGUUUACCAGUCAAGUGGAUGGCUCCCGAGGCUCUGUUUGACCGGAUAUACACACACCAAAGUGAUGUCUGGUCAUUUGGGGUACUGCUGUGGGAGAUCUUCACACUGGGAGGCUCUCCAUAUCCCGGGGUCCCUGUUGAAGAGCUGUUCAAGCUGCUGAAGGAAGGUCACCGCAUGGACAAGCCCUCAACGUGCACUCAUGAGCUGUAUAUGAUGAUGAGGGACUGCUGGCAUGCUGUGCCCUCUCAGAGACCCACAUUCAAACAGCUGGUGGAGGAUUUGGAUCGCUGCCUGGUCAUGUCAUCCAACCAGGAGUAUUUGGAGCUGUCAGUGCCUCUUGACCAGUACUCCCCGAGCUACCCAGACACCCGCAGCUCAACCUGCUCCUCCGGCGAGGACUCGGUCUUCUCCCACGAUGCUGGAGCCGAGGAGCCCUGCCUGCCAAAGUUCCCUCCCCACUCCAAUGGAGCAGCCAUUAAGAAACGCUGAUACCUCAAUCUCGUUCACACAAACAUUAAUUUUCCCUCCACUCCUUGCCUCAUGGGGUUGGACUCUUCCCCACAUUCCCAGAGAUGAAGCUAAUAAACACUGGUGCUCUGUGAGAAAGGAGCUCGGAGGACACCUCAGAGAACUAGUCGGAUCACGUAGACUGAAAGGUGCAGCCGUGUUCCAGUUCUCGUGGUGAUGAUGUUUAUGGGGCACUUUGUCAAAACGUGAGUAGCAGACUCCAGCAGACUCCCACUCUUCUCUCCACUUUGGGCAUUCCACGGGUCAGGGGAACCAAACGGACUGACUGUCAGGUUUUUGUUUCUUAUGUUGCUGUUUUUCCUUCCUGUCAGUAGAGAAGAAUGACUUUUUACCUUUCAGACCAAAUCCAGAGAAUAAAAGCAACCAUGGGACAUGCAGCAUCAUUCACUCUCUUCUUGUAAAUACAGUUAGAAAAAUUAUAAAUAUGAAUAUAUAUUUACAUUGUACUCUUAUUUUUAUUACCAUAACUGGUUUAUUUUCUUUUGUACAAGUUGUGUUUGAUCUGUUUUUUAAUAUAGUCUGUAGCGGCAGUUGUUACAUGAGAAUUUCCUCAAAUUGCUGAGAAUUACAUCCCCUAAAUUUACUGCAUAAUCACCAAUCGAAAAUAUAUAUAUUGGGUUUCUAUUUUUUAACCUUAAAUGCUUCUCAUGAAACAACCUGCAAUACAGUAACAGUUUUUGGGGAAGAAAUAUUCUCAUGAAAGAGUGUGUGUGUGUGUGUGUGUGUGUGUGUGUGUGUGUGUGUGUGUGUGUGCGCGCGCGCGCGCGCGUGUGUGUGUGUGUGUGUAAAAUUGUAUGUUGUCUCAUUUAAGAUUAAUUUCCUUCAAGGUUGGUCACAACUUUAAAUAUUUGUGGUUGUACACCGUGCUUAUUAAAAUGAUCUGCUUCGGUCAACAUCAUGCACUUCCACUGUGCAUGCCUUGUGAUGAACUUAUCUUCUACUGUAAAUGCUUCAACAGGAGUUACAUUUGCUGCCACAUAACUUCUGAUUUAAGGGUUGCAGAACAUGUAUGUCAUCGUUAAAGGAUUACAUUAAAUAAAAAUGCUAUUGAAAACAAA